Penicillium oxalicum is the source of this 975-nucleotide messenger RNA. Its product is annotated as Mob1/phocein family protein. Gene Ontology annotation, molecular function: protein kinase activator activity. Lineage: Eukaryota; Fungi; Ascomycota; Eurotiomycetes; Eurotiales; Aspergillaceae. Gene Ontology annotation, cellular component: cytoplasm; nucleus. The record is from RefSeq and is a predicted model, not a curated record. Gene Ontology annotation, biological process: positive regulation of protein phosphorylation; cell division; signal transduction. The transcript has 4 exons. The coding region runs from base 1 to 975 and encodes 324 amino acids.
AUGGCGACCUUCUUUCAAAGUGUGCGCCAAGGAUUUGGUCGUGGAGGAAACAACAAGAACAACGCCCCCAAGAGUCCAGCACAGGCACCUCAACCGUCUCCAUCUCCAGCGACAACCAACAUGCCUAGCUCUCCCUCGUUUCCGAAUUACGCUGGUGCGGAUAAUACCGUCGCAAACGAUGCCGAUGCUCCCAAAUACUUUUUCCAGGAGAAGUAUGCUCCACUGAACGUGAGGGGCAACUUCCUGACUCUAUGCGCGUGCCCGAAGAAUGUGGAGCUGGGUGAAUGGCUGGCUCAUCAAAUUGUCGAGCAAUACCGCCUCCUCCACGGUAUGCUUCAGGUCAUCCAGGAGACCAACAGUGUCACUGGACUGCCAAUCUGCAAUGAGAGCACAUGUCCGACCAUGUCAGCUGGCAGAUUAACCUACACCUGGCUCGUCGAUGGUCGUGCUGCCAAAAUCUCUGCCCCCAAAUUCAUCAAUCGCGUGGAGAAGUGGAUUGUCAGCAAGAUUCACGAUCCCGUCAUGUUCCCCACUGAGAAGGUCAACGGGAUCCCCGAGACCGCGUCCAUGAGAGAUGCCACUGCUGCCCCGGCGCCAGGAUCCUCCGGCACAUCUUCGGAGGCUGGUGCCCCAUCUGGAGCAAAUGGAGCCACCGCAGAUGAGUGGAUUGGCCAAUCCAGUGGGUUCCCUCAAACAUUCUACAAGGACUGCCAGGGCAUUAUGAAGCAGAUGUUCCGAUGCUAUGCUCACUUGUACCAUGCCCACUGGCUCAACCCCUUCUGGCACAUUAACAAGCACGACAUCCUCAACAUGUGCUUUGUGCACUUUGUGACCGUUGCCAAGUACUACCAGCUUGUGUCCGACAAGGAGAUGGAGCCCAUGCAGCCCCUGAUCGAUCUGUUCAUCAAGCAGCAGCGAGUGCCCCCCGAGGCCCUGAACGGCGGCCACUGGGCUCAACAGCCGGCUGCUGCGUAG